GGAGAGAGGGGAGACGCGUGGCUAGAGAGGAGGCCAGCGUGUGCCUGCCUGCUUUGGAAGUGUUUCCCUGCCUGUUGAGUGCCCUGGGAGGCUUGUGGUGCCCCUGUAAACUUGUAAAGCAGUGUACUUGCGGAGGAUUUGUCGAUAAACCCAGGAAAUAGUGCCCGUGUUUUUCCUUGUGCCCCGGCUGUGCCCCGGCCUCGUGUGUGUGUGUGUGUGUGUGUGUGUUGUCCCGGCGUUUAUAGUGUGACUUAUUUGAGGCCCCCGCUGCUCUAGUUUCUUGACCUGUGCCCGCGUGGAUAACACGCCCGCCCGGAAUGAGGGGUGGGCACAACAGUAUUAUUAGAAACAUGAACCGUCUAACAGCCACGAAAAAGAAAUUAAUUUUUUUCGUAUGGAGAAGCAAAAAUCACGAAUUUGGCUUUCUAAACUAACCUAAUUCACUCACCCUUCUCUCUCUCUCUCUCUCUCUCUCUCUCUCUCUCUCUCUCUCUCUCUCUCUCUCUCUCUCUCUCUCUCUCUCUCUCUCUCUCUCUCUCUCUGUCAAAUGUGCAGGUAUGGCAGUCCAUGGAAGUAAUGUUUGGCAGAGCAAAGGACUGACUUGUGUUCCUUGUUGAUAACAAACAAACAUGAGCAGGCAGGGUGUAGUAAUGUUUUGAUGCUACACUGAUGCAUUGACAAAUAAUAAUCAUAAAUGGUUUAUUAAUAAUCCAGUUAGGACUAAAUUUAUAUUGUACUGAAUAAAAAAUAAAAUGUGAUAAAUAUACGCUUAAAAUUAGGAUCUUAUUAACUAAGGUGGUAUUACAGGAGGAGGAGGAGGAGAAGGUUUUGUAUUGCUGUACAGGAGGAGGAAGAGAUUUUGUGUUGCUGGGAAGGGGAAGAAGAAAUUUUGUGUUGCUGGGAAGGGGAAGAAGAAAUUUUGUGUUGCUGGGAAGGGAAAGAUGAAAUUUUGUGUUGCUGGGAAGAUGAAAUUUUGGUCAGUGAUGGAGAAUCUGGGUCCCUCCUGGCUGGGUCCUGCACCCUGGUGGUAUGAGUUGCCAGCGCUGCAUCUCUGCUUCAGUACUGCCAUGCCAGGCAUUCAAGAGCAAGGGAGUGAGGAGAAAAGCUUAGUCCAGUCUGCUGUCUAUGCAUCAAGCCUGAGCUGGUCUGCUCCCACGAUGCAGCGUGUGGCAGUGUUAGCAGACACGGCUCUUGUCUGCACCUCAUCCUUUUAAAUAUAUGAGGUGGUAUGAGCACUGGGAUAAGAUGAAGAGCGUACGCAGCAAGUUUGUGGAUGUUUUGCGGCUGCACGUGCGGGGUGGAGCGGGGGGCAUGGGUCUGCUGUGCCUCAGGGGAGUGGGUGGCGCAGGGGGUGACGUGUAUGUGGAGGGGAAGGAAGGCCACAGUCUGCUGAAGCUGUGCAAGGCUCGGCCAGACCAGCGGUGGGUUGGGGCAGCUGGCAUGGACAGUCGCAAGUAUCGCAUCUGAGGGGAGGCUGGCGCUGAGCUGACCAUUCCUGUCCCUACCGGCACCACCGUCUGGCUCGAGCAGCACCAGAAAUUGCUGGGUGAGAUAAACUGUGCAGGGGACAAGGUGUUGGUGGCUUGAGGUGGGCAGGGCAGCAACCCCAGCAACCAGUACAAUGGGCAGAAGGGACAGGGACACAUUGUGAAGCUGGAACUGAAGCUGUUGGCCGAUGUGGGUCUGGUGGGCUUCCCUAAUGCUGGCAAGUCCACACUGCUGUGGGCCAUCUCCAGGGCCAGACCCAAGGUGGCCAGCUACCCUUUCACGACGCUGCAGCUGACCCUGGGUGUGGUGGAGUACAGUGACAUGCGGCGGCUGACCAUCGCUGACCUGCCAGGACUCAUUGAGGGUGCCUGGGCCAACGUGGGGAUGGGGCACCGCUUCCUGCGCCACGUGGAGCGGACACACUUCCUCCUCUUUGUGGUGGACAUCAACGGCUUCCGGCUGUCACCCAAACAGCCAUACCGCUCACCCACCGAGAAUGUCAUGCUGGUCAACAGGGAGUUGGAGCUGUAUUCACCUGACCUGCUGAGUAAGCCAGCACUCCUUAUGGUGAAUAAGAUGGACUCUCCCAAUGCUGAGUCUUGCCUGCAGGAACUCCUUCACAACAUUAAGAGGAUGGAGGACUAUGUGUUGUGUUGCUCCUGUGGUGCCAAACUCACAGAGAACUCAUGGGAUAACUUUGUAAACAUCUCCAUUCCACUGUCUGAGGCAUCCCAGCUGGUGACCAUCCUGGGACACCCCCACCUCAUGGUCCAGACCCUCAGGAACCCUGCUGACCUUGCUUUUGACUUGGUGACUGUCAGGAGGUCAGGCUGCUCAGGAGUGGGAGAGGAUAUUUGAACCAGAAACCAAAGCCAGCACAACUCACUUCAAAGCUUCCUUGGAGGGUUUCUAUGGACUCAUUCUAGAGAAACUGGUCACUGAGAAAUUUUCAGACUCCUCAUUGGCCUUCCCAAGCACCAGCAGUUUUAGCACAAUGGCACAAGACGGGUAGGACAUGGUGCCUCUCGACCUCGAGCUUCUGGCUGAGCUGGAGGAGGAAGCAACCUCUCACUAUACUGAGGAGGAUAACCAGUUUACAGAGCACUGCAAGAAGAGCCUGCCUAAGCCGCCAAUACUCCCUGCUGACAGAUUUGACUGCAACAGACAGUGCAGAGGCAACUUUAGGCAUCAAGACUACAGGAAGGAAGGAGGCUGCAGGGAUCAAGGGGAGUACAGAGGUCAUGGGAAUUAUAGGGAUCGUGGGAAUUACAGGGAUCACAGGUGGGAAUAUUCUGACCACAGGCAAGGGAGGUUUGUCAGUGACCACAGAGAUCAUGAUGACAGCAGAAGGGAUAGCGAGAAGAGGAAGUACAGGUCUGAGAAGGAGAAUGAUGAGUAUGGAAGAAGGAAUUACCAGUCCAGCAAAUACUACAAUGGGUGGGGGGGGGGGUGUCAUCCUGUUGAGUUUUGUGAAUCCAGUGGCUGGUAUAUUUAUCUUUCAUCAGGGACUUCACACAAGCUUCCACACCAUUAAUUCUUUGAGCAGUAACCAAAGGUUACUGACAUUUAAUUUACAUUUAAAUGCCUGCCUGCCUGUCUGUUCAUAUCUUUCUCUCACAACGUACUCACCAUUCACUUGUGAACAUUUAGAUUUUUAGGAAAUAUUUUUGAGCAAGUUCCUUCAUCACAAGGCAACCAUCUACUAAAAAGAAAGAAAAAUGGAAUAUAUGUUGGCAUUUCCUUGAUUGCUUUUGGUGUUAGUGACUUUCCAGAGUGACAAUACAAGUGUUAUCCUCACUACAAGUCAUGCACUAUAUAUAACAUCACUGAGUAUCUUUUCUCUCAUUUUCAUAUAAAUGUUUGUAACAUUUUCAUAUAAAUGUAUGCUAACUUUUAUGUGGACUUACUGUAAGAUUUUUUAAAAGUAAAGUAUUUAUCCAA
Molecule: messenger RNA, 3429 nt
Organism: Scylla paramamosain (green mud crab)
Lineage: Eukaryota; Metazoa; Arthropoda; Malacostraca; Decapoda; Portunidae
Product: GTP-binding protein 10-like
Exons: 12
Coding region: 1810-2346 (178 amino acids)
Cellular component (GO): mitochondrion
Molecular function (GO): GTP binding; GTPase activity
Source: RefSeq, a predicted model, not a curated record